AUGAUUUUGAAGGACCUGCCAGACUCAUUCAAACCGUUUGCUAUACAUGUCACACCAAGUGAGAAGGCGGUAGAUUUUGCCAAAUUCAAAACGAAUCUACGGCGCUAUGAGGACACAGAGGGGAUGCGGGCCGUAGCAUCAGCUGACAACGUCACGAAGACGCGGGCGCAGCUUUGGUUUAGGGCUGUUAACCAUCAGCUAAACUGUUGCGCUACAGGCCAUGACAGCACUCGCAUCAGCACACCACAACGCCGGACCACCGUCGCCAACAGUGAGACGCCCAACCCAGAGUCAAACAGCAGAAUUGUCAUUUUGGGUAAAACUGGAGUUGGAAAAAGCAGCCUGGCUAACACCAUAUUUGGUGAAGAACUGGUGAAGAUCGAUGAUUCUCUCAACUCUGGAACAAGAAAAUGUCAAGCAGAGACCAGAUCUGUCAAAGGAAGAAGCAUCACUUUGAUCGACACUCCUGGUUUCUUUGACACUGAUAAAUCUGAGGAGGAGCUGAAGUCUGAGAUAGUGAGCUGUAUCAUAAAGUGCGCUCCUGGUCCUCAUGCUUUUCUCAUUUUGCUAAAAGUGGAGAAAGUCACAGAGCAGGAGCAGGCUAUAGUACAAAUGAUAAACCAAUACUUUUCUGAAGAAGCUUUCAAAUAUGCAACAGUUGUCUUUACUCAUGGUGACCAGCUCCGUAAAGGACAGAAAAUUGAAGAUUUUGUCUGCAAGAAUAAGUUCAUGAAUGAUCUGGUGAAGAAGUGCGGCGGCCGUUGCCAUGUCGUUGAUAAUAACUACUGGAACGAAAACCCAAAGGAUGAAUACAGGAGCAACCGGUUCCAGGUGGAGGAGCUACUUAAGUCAAUAGACAAGACGGUGAUGGAAAACAACGGGAGCUGCUACACCAAUGAGAUGCUACAAGCAGUGAAGGAAGAAAUACAACGAGAGAAGAAGCAGAUUCGACUGUUACCAGGAGACAAGUCAGAGAAAGUGAUCAGAGAGCAGGCUGAGGGCAGAGUAUCCACAAAGCUUUCGGUCAGAUUAGCAGGUGUUGCAACAGGUACAUUGUUAGGAGCUUUAUUCGGUGUGGUAGUGAUGGUUGGAUUACAGCAGCUACUGUUGCAGAAGAAUUUGGAGCAGCAGGAAGAGCAACAGCAGCAGGAGGAACAACAGCAGGAGCAACAGCAGCAGGAGGAACAACAGCAGGAGCAACAGCAGCAGGAGGAACAGUAG
Messenger RNA from Micropterus dolomieu (smallmouth bass), 1221 nucleotides. RefSeq names its product GTPase IMAP family member 7-like. The record is from RefSeq and is a predicted model, not a curated record. Gene Ontology annotation, molecular function: GTP binding. The coding region runs from base 1 to 1221 and encodes 406 amino acids. Lineage: Eukaryota; Metazoa; Chordata; Actinopteri; Centrarchiformes; Centrarchidae. The transcript has 4 exons.